This is a messenger RNA of Pelodiscus sinensis (Chinese soft-shelled turtle), 1356 nucleotides long. The record is from RefSeq and is a predicted model, not a curated record. NCBI's taxonomy places the organism in Eukaryota, Metazoa, Chordata, Testudines, Trionychidae.
GUGGAAAAGUGGAGCUGUUGGACGCAUGCGCAAAGCCUGCGUCGCUCGGCACGGUGCUGGCGGUGCCGCGGCCCGAGUCCAAUGUCAGGGGACUUUGAGGAGCGGAGCGGGGUGGUGCCUUGCGCGACUCCGUGGGGUUGCUGGUACCAGACCUUGGAAGAGGUGUUCGUUGAGGUGCAGGUCCCGCCGGGCACUCGGGCCAAGGACAUCCAGUGCAGCCUGCAGAGCCGGCCCCUGGGGCUGGCCGCCGGCAAGGCUGAUCUUUUUCAGGGUAAACUCUUUGACUGCACAAUAGCUGAUGAAGGGAUGUGGACAUUAGAAGACAGAAAAUUGAUACGUAUUGUUCUAAUGAAGACUAAUCGAGAUGCUGGAAAUUGUUGGACCUCUCUGUUAGAAAAUGAGUAUGCUGCUGAUCCUUGGAUACAGGACCAGAUGCAGAGGAAACUUACACUGGAAAGAUUCCAAAGAGAGAAUCCUGGCUUUGACUUCAGUGGGGCAGAAAUUUCUGGAAACUAUAGCAAAGGGGGACCAGACUUUUCCAAACUUGAAAAAUAAACUUAUUUCACCAGUGUUCUAAAGAACCAGAGAGAAUGUGCAUUGUGUGUUAAACUGAAAUAGUGAAAUACAUUAUUGAAGACUACCUGCCUACAAAAUGAAUGACAGCAUGUUUAAAUACCCUUUCCAAGGAGAGGUAGAGUGGUUCUUUCAGUAGGAUCCAAACAGUAAAGUUUAGAGGCUUGUUUUAUACCUUUGUGCAAUUUUGAUAAUGGAAAAUAUGCACUCCUGAUAAAUGUACUUUAAAGGUGCCAUGACUGUUUUUAAGCAGUAUGGAUUUGUGGAAAUAUUCCAUAAUAAAGUGAAAGGCACAGUUAUAGAAUGUUGGAUAAGUGUUAACACUCAUCAACUCUCAUUGUCCUUAACUUUGAAAUAACUAUAUUUUCUAAAUUUUAAAAAUGUACUUCUCAUUUGAUUAGCAGCCAUCUGAUGUGUUAGUUAGUUCAGUUUCUGCCACUGCUGUUUUAAAACAAGGAUAUUCUUAAGUGCAGAAAAAGUUUUAACAUGUUAGUGUUGUGCCAAAUGUUGAAGGACAAAUGGUGGUGGCAGAGUGUGAAAAAGUUUAGGUUGAAGCCUGAACUCUAGUACUCCUAGGUUCACUUACAAUACUGAAACUUAAUAUUCUUUGUGGGAGAAGAGGUUUUGAUUUCUAAAGGGUUGAAUACUUUGCCUGUAGAAUGCCUCAGAGUAUUUUGAUAGAAUUUAUUAAUGUUGAUGUACAUGCAUUUGUGCAAGAAAAUGUGCAACUGUGCAUAGUGUCCCUACACUGUGUACAAUUUGAAUUAAAGAAUUUUAAUUACA